Parascedosporium putredinis is the source of this 819-nucleotide messenger RNA. The record is from the annotation of a GenBank genome assembly. NCBI's taxonomy places the organism in Eukaryota, Fungi, Ascomycota, Sordariomycetes, Microascales, Microascaceae.
AUGUCUGGGCCCAUACGUGGCGGCAUCAGGUUGCUGCUCAUCCGCCAUGGCGAGUCCGUUGACAAUGCUAAGAACUUAGCGAAGCACCUGUCGGAGAGGGAUGACGUUCGGGAUGCGAGCGCCACUGUCCUCUUCGCCUCGGACCUGGAAAGGGCCUGGCACACGGCUGACGUCGUGCGGGAGGCUCUGUCGAUAGCAGGUAGUCCCUCUGUCGCGGACGCCGUUGUCCAGUCUCGGGACCUCCGCGAGAAGCACUUUGGCUCGCUGGAAGGCGUCAAGCUUGGCAGGCUGGGCCCCAUGGCGUCCAGCCACCAGCCCGCCGACAAACCCGAGACGUCGGACUCCAUGAUGGUGCGUGCCUACGCUUUUCUGCGCGCACACCUCAUCCCCAUCGUCGAGGCCUACCGCGCCAGGGCCGAGGCCGACCCAGAGCGUGUCGAGACAGUCGUGGUCGUGUCCCACGGCAUCUUGCUUAAUCAUUUGGUGAGGGCCUUGCUCGGCCUGUUCCAGCAGGCCGGACGUCCCAUCCUGGGGCUUACCAUCGACCAUGGUCCAGGACAGGCGAACCUGCACCUGCCUUGGCGCAACACGGGCUACUGCGAAUGCUGGAUCGGGUUCACGGGCUCCUCCCCGGAAUCCGAAGAGCCCGUCGCGCAGCCCGUCUCCGGAGCGCCGCUCGCGGGCCUCCAACUGGAGGUGCUGGGAAUCAACUGCAUCGAGCACCUAGCGAGCUUGAAAAAGACGCGUGGUGGCAUCGGGAGUGCCAAGUUCGAUGCGAGCCAAAAGACGCUCGAUACCUUUUUCACCAAGAAGCCUUGA